UGCGCGGGGCGGCCCGGCCUUUUCCUCUCCUUCCCUCGGCGCGUGUGGCGAGUGAGCGGCAGCAGCAGCCAUAGCCAUGGGCCACCAGCAGCUCUACUGGAGCCACCCCCGGAAGUUCGGGCAGGGCUCGCGAUCCUGCCGCGUGUGCUCAAACCGCCACGGCCUGAUCCGCAAGUACGGGCUCAACAUGUGCCGACAGUGCUUCCGCCAGUACGCCAAGGACAUCGGCUUCACCAAGUUGGAUUAAGCACCAGUCUACAGAGAUGGCUUGAAGAGACCUGCGAAGAAUCCUGGAGGAUCCUGAAUGAGCGAUUAUUGCUAUAUAUGGUGUACAUAAAAGGAAAUGUGUGUGCAUAAAAAUAAAGAGGGCUUUGUUCA
Elgaria multicarinata webbii is the source of this 378-nucleotide messenger RNA. Its product is annotated as small ribosomal subunit protein uS14. The coding region runs from base 77 to 247 and encodes 56 amino acids. Gene Ontology annotation, cellular component: ribosome; cytosolic small ribosomal subunit. Gene Ontology annotation, molecular function: structural constituent of ribosome; zinc ion binding. NCBI's taxonomy places the organism in Eukaryota, Metazoa, Chordata, Lepidosauria, Squamata, Anguidae. Gene Ontology annotation, biological process: translation. The transcript has 3 exons. The record is from RefSeq and is a predicted model, not a curated record.